Castor canadensis (American beaver) is the source of this 774-nucleotide messenger RNA. RefSeq names its product thioesterase superfamily member 5 (gene Them5). Gene Ontology annotation, molecular function: long-chain fatty acyl-CoA hydrolase activity. The record is from RefSeq and is a predicted model, not a curated record. Lineage: Eukaryota; Metazoa; Chordata; Mammalia; Rodentia; Castoridae. Gene Ontology annotation, biological process: cardiolipin acyl-chain remodeling; long-chain fatty-acyl-CoA metabolic process. Gene Ontology annotation, cellular component: mitochondrial matrix.
CUCAGCCAUGAUGAGGAGAGGCCUCCAGGUGGCAACAAGACUUGGCCACCAUAGAGCUCUUCCUAGGACCCCCCAUAUCCUGCCCAGACUUGACUUGGCCUCAGCAUUUGGAUCCUCCACAGACUCCCUGGUCUCAAGAUUCUGUCCAGAAAAGACAGACUUGAAGGAUUAUGCCCUUCCCAAUGCCAGCUGGGGUCCAGACAUGCUGAGUCUAUACCAAGAGUUUCUGGAGAAGACCAAGCCAGGCAGCUGGAUCAAACUACCCUCCUUCAAGUCCAACAGAGAACAUAUCCAAGGGCUCAAACUCCCAUUUGGGUUGGAAACUACCUCAGACAAAAGUGACUGGCGCAUCUUCACCAGGUGCAUCCAAGUGGAAGGACAAGGCUACGAGUAUGUCAUCUUUUUCCACCCAUCCAAGAAGAAGUCAGUCUGUCUUUUCCAACCAGGCCCCUACCUGGAAGGGGCUCCAGGGUUUGCCCAUGGAGGGUCUCUGGCAGCCAUGAUGGAUGAGACUUUUUCUAAAACUGCCUACUUGGCUGGAGAGGGACUGUUCACACUAAGCCUCAACAUCAGGUUCAAAAACUUGAUCCCCGUGGGCUCUCUGGCUGUCCUGAAUGUCCAAGUGGAAAAAAUUGAGGAUCAGAAGCUUUAUAUGUCCUGUGUCGCCCAGAGCAGAGACCAGCAGAUAGUCUAUGCCAAGUCCUCAGGUAUUUUCCUUCAGCUGCAGCUGGAAGAAGAUUCAGCCCAGUAGCAGUCACUAUGACUUCUGCAGAA